AUGGCGACUUACGCCAACUUGGGUGCUGCUGGCAGCCCCUUGCGCCAGAUAACAGGACUGAAGUAUGUGAUCACUGCUACCAUGGAGGAACCCCUGUCCCCGCCAGCCCAGGGGUCGCCCGAGGAGGUGCCCCCCGGUGACGGCGAGAAUGAGCCUGCCUUCAACGGGGAGCUGGACCUGCAGCGCUACUUCAAUGGGCCGGAGCUGGGGGUGGCCCCCGGGACCGGGCGCAAGGCUCGGCCGUUCCCCUGCGCCGUGUGCGGGAAGCGAUUCCGCUUCAACAGCAUCCUGGCCCUGCACACCCGCAUCCAUGCUGGCGAGACCCCCUUCUUCACCUGCCCCUACUGCGGCCACCGGGCUGCCCAGCGCAGCCUCCUGCGUCUCCACCUGCGCUCCCACCCCCCCAAUGCCCACUCCCCCCUCAGCCACCAGAGCCGCCUGGUGCUGGAGCUGGAGGAGCGGGCACUGCUGCGGCGGGGCCCAUCAGCUGCCAGCGAGGCCCAGGAAGGCGAGCUGCAGCGGCACGGGCAGGAGGCUCAUGGGGCUCCCCAGGCACCGGCCCCCGCGCCCUCACCUCCUGCGGCUCCUGCUCCAGCUCCGGCGCCGGCGCCAGCACCUGCUGAGUUUCGGUGCCAGGUGUGUGGGCAAGCCUUCACCCAGUCGUGGUUCCUCAAGGGCCACAUGCGCAAGCACAAAGACUCUUUCGAUCACAAGUGCCCCGUGUGCGCCCGCUGCUUCAAGGAGCCGUGGUUCCUCAAGAACCACAUGAAGGUGCACCUCAGCAAGCUGGGCCUCAAGGGCGAGCGGGGAGCCGUGCCGGAGGUGCCGGGGGGGCUGCUGCUGGGCUACGAGGCGCUCUACCCCACCUUCCUGCCACCUGUUACUGCUGACAAGGCUGAGGCCAGCUCCUUCCUUGGCUACGUCGAGCUGCGCCCGCCAGGUGAUGCCAGCUGUGCUGAGCGGCUUCACGCCACUGCCCGGGCAGUGGAAAGCAGUCAAGAAGCGGCAGCCCAGAUGUGGGGGGAGCGGGAGCGCCAGUGGCGCCCCAGGGGCAAGGAGGCAGGGAAGGAGGGCAGCCCUGGUGUGGACCGGGGACACCGCUGCCCAGAUUGUGCCCGAGCCUUUGCCAGCCACCAGCAGAUGGCUCUGCACAGCCGGAGCCACCAGGACGGGGAGUGGGCCAGGGGCCAGGUGCUGGGAGCACUGGCCUCACUCCAUGCUGCGGCGGGACAUGGGCUCGCCACGGACAGCAGGGGCGCCUCCAGCAUGGGGACAGCCGGGGCUACGGCCCUGCCCAGCCCAGGGAAACAGGGCGAGCGUCCGUACAAGUGUCCCCACUGUGACUACGCCGGCACACAGUCCGGCUCCCUCAAGUACCACCUGCAGCGCCACCACCGAGAGCAGAAGAGUGCCAAUGCUAGCGCUGGUGGGCCCCCAGAGCUACGGGGCCGUGCCACAGCCAAGGCAUCGCCCUACCUGCCCCUGCAAGCAGCUGACAAGUACCAGGGCAUCUUUCUGCCACAGGCCUGGGGUGCCAGUCAUGAGCGCGGUGGCCGGAAAGGUGCCUGCGCUAACCCAGUGCUACGGAACGGUAGGGCCGACUUUGAGCCGCUGGACCUCUCGCUGCGGCCGGCGCUGGAGGGCGCGUCCACUCUGCAUCGCUGCCUCUUCUGCCCUUUUGCCACCUCGGCACCUGAGCUGAUGGCCCUGCACCUCCAGGUGCAUCACAGCCGCAAGGCCCGAGGGCGCCGCCCCACUGUAGCGCCCUCCUCCAGGUCCUGUGCCCACGAGGAGGUCAACAGUGAGCUAGGACUGCCCACUGAGGGGUCAGCGCUCCUGGGCCCCCCCAGCUCGGGGGGGGACGAGGAACAGCUCCUGAAGCAUCCCGAUGAGGGACCGGGACUUGGGGAAGAGCCACCAAGUGCCACACACCGAGGGGAAACCCCACCAUCCCACAGAGCCCCCCUAGCCAUGGGACCAGGCGAGACGCAGGAAGAGCAGGGGCCGGGACAGGCUUGAGGCUGGGCUGAGUGAUGGAGCGGUGAGCAGGGGGUCCUGCUGCCCUUCACGAGGCCUAGAGACCUAGUGCCCAGGAGCAGAAGAAACCCAACCCACUCUACCCCCCAUAGGGUGCCAGGUGGAGGCAGGGGCCAUAGUGUAGAGGUUAAACUAACAGCAGUCAGGCAGGGAGGGGAGCUCUCUAGGAGAAAGGUAGAGGAGUGCCAGGGCAGCAAUGAGCUAUGGGGAGAGGGGAGAGCCCCAGAAAGGCAUACCCAGGGCCAUGGGGGAGUCCAGCGUUUGGGGUAGAGUCCCCCAUACCUCCUGGACCUCUCCAGCCUGGCUGGCUCGCGGGGGCUGUUCCCGGGUGCUCUGCGCCCUGCCCCUGCAGGGGGGUUUGCCCCCAGGAGCUGCAUUUUAUUGUUCUGGUGUCUAUAACUGAUUCUGUUGUUGAUACCAGUGUUUCUGGCACCAGGAAUGGGCAGGUCAUGGGUCCAUGCAUCUCCAAGCUGUGGGCUCAUAGGUGCACCAGGCCUCCUGUGCACAGACAGACCUGUACAGGAGCACCCGGGCCAUGGGAUGAGUGUCUGUGGUCUCUAUGCCACAGGAAGGGGUCCAUCUGGGGAUACGUGGCAUGAAGAAGGGGUCUGUCUCAGGCCUCUGUGCCACAGGACGGGGUGUGCCUGCGGUUUCCGUGACAUGGGUGCGUGUCCACCCGUGGAAUUCAUGCUGCAGUGUGGUCUCUGUGGCAAUCAGUGCUAUGGUCUCAACUCCAUGAUCAGCAGGGCCAUGGCCUCAUCCGCAUGCUGAUCAUUGCCGGGGCCUCAUUUCCAGGGCAAUGUUUGCCAUAGCGGUCACCGUGAUGAUUGGUGUGGUCCCCCCCACCACAACGCCAAUCCAUGCCAUGACCUUGUCUCCAUGAUCACCAGUGCUCUGCUCUCAUCUCUGUGGCAAGUCGAUGCCGGGGCCUUGUCUCUGUGAAGAUAGUUGCCUUGACGAUCUGUAGAGUUCUCUAUUUUUUUUAUUCUUUUCUUGUAGAAAAGUUGAAACUGGAAAUAAAGAUA
Molecule: messenger RNA, 3062 nt
Organism: Alligator sinensis (Chinese alligator)
Lineage: Eukaryota; Metazoa; Chordata; Crocodylia; Alligatoridae
Gene: ZNF219
Product: zinc finger protein 219
Exons: 5
Coding region: 1-2019 (672 amino acids)
Biological process (GO): regulation of DNA-templated transcription
Cellular component (GO): nucleus
Molecular function (GO): DNA-binding transcription factor activity, RNA polymerase II-specific; RNA polymerase II cis-regulatory region sequence-specific DNA binding
Source: RefSeq, a predicted model, not a curated record